CACAGGAAACAGACGCAAUCCCCAUUUCCGGGCGGCGCUUCACUGCAGGCGAAGUUGGGCAUGAACUUCUUGGCGGCAGCCGGCGCUAGGCGGCUGUGCGCAAUGCGCGCAGUCUUUCCUUAUCUUUGGAGAGGAAAGUACUUCAGCUCUGGGAAUGAGCCUGCAGAAAACAACUCUGUGACCCCCAUGCUGAGGCAUCUUAUAUACAAAAUCAAGUCUACUGGUCCCAUCACUGUGGCCGAGUACAUGAAGGAGGUCUUGACAAACCCAGCCAAGGGCUAUUACAUGAACCGUGACAUGCUAGGAGAAGAAGGAGAUUUCAUUACUUCACCUGAAAUAAGUCAGAUGUUUGGGGAGCUCCUAGGGAUAUGGUUCAUCAGUGAAUGGAUAGCCGCUGGAAAAAAUGCAGCUUUCCAACUGGUGGAACUAGGCCCAGGCAAGGGAACCCUCUUGGGAGAUAUUUUGAGGGUAUUUAGUCAGCUUGGGUCUUUGCUGAAAAACUGUGACAUUUCACUACAUCUGGUAGAGGUGAGCCAGAAAUUAAGUGAGAUUCAAGCAUUAACGUUGACUGAAGAGAAGGUCCCAUUAGAGCGACAUGCUGAAUCCCCAGUAUAUAUGAAAGGUGUCACUAAAUCUGGAAUUCCAGUUUCCUGGUACCGAGAUCUGCAAGAUGUUCCAAAAGAGUACAGCUUUUAUCUCGCACAUGAAUUUUUCGAUGUUCUUCCUGUGCAUAAGUUUCAGAAAACACCACACGGAUGGCGAGAAGUACUUGUUGACAUUGAUCCACAGGUUUCUGAUAAGCUGAGAUUUGUUUUGGCGCCAUGUGCCACCCCAGCAGAAGCGUUCAUACAAAAUGAUGAAACAAGGGAUCAUGUGGAAGUGUGUCCUGAGGCUGGUGUUGUUAUUCAGGAACUUUCUGAACGCAUUUCACUGACUGGAGGUGCUGCCCUGAUCGCGGAUUAUGGUCAUGACGGGACGAAGACAGACACUUUCAGAGGGUUUUGUGGCCACAGACUUCAUGAUGUCCUAACUGCCCCGGGAACAGCAGACCUAACAGCUGACGUGGACUUCAGUUACUUGCGUAGAAUGUCCCAGGGGAAAGUAGCUUCCCUGGGUCCAAUAGAACAACAAACGUUUUUAAGAAAUAUGGGCAUUGAUGUCCGGCUGAAGAUUCUUUUAGAUAAAACAGAGGAGCCAUCAUUGAGGCAGCAGUUACUUCAGGGGUAUAAUAUGUUAAUGAAUCCUAUGAAGAUGGGAGAAAGAUUUAACUUUCUUGCCUUGGUACCUCAUCAGAGACUUCAUGGUAGAAAUCAUCAGACGAAUGCACGUCAGUCAAAACCCUCUCCAUCACCUGUAGCUGGGUUUGGUGAACUUGCUUGGCGGUGAUAUUUCAGUUUGGACUUUUCACCCCCAAGUUGGCCUAAGAAACUAGAAUAAAAGGAACAUGUUUUAUAUAUCACAGAUGACAGCAUACAGAGAACAACAGUUAUGCAGCAAAAUGCCAGUCCAUAACAUGAAAUGCUUCCUUAUUGAAGUUAGCUCAUUGGUAACUAAGGAUCUUCUUCCAUGUCAUCUGGAUUGGGAGCCAUAAUGAAG
Dama dama (fallow deer) is the source of this 1596-nucleotide messenger RNA. RefSeq names its product NADH:ubiquinone oxidoreductase complex assembly factor 7 (gene NDUFAF7). Gene Ontology annotation, cellular component: mitochondrion. Bases 61 to 1386 code for a protein of 441 amino acids. The transcript has 11 exons. Gene Ontology annotation, biological process: mitochondrial respiratory chain complex I assembly. NCBI's taxonomy places the organism in Eukaryota, Metazoa, Chordata, Mammalia, Artiodactyla, Cervidae. The record is from RefSeq and is a predicted model, not a curated record. Gene Ontology annotation, molecular function: protein-arginine omega-N symmetric methyltransferase activity.